AUGGCUUCAGCCUCAAUCAUCAAACAAGGAGUCGUACCCGGUUUACACGUCGCUCCGACGUUGGCUGACCUGAAGCAGUCAUCCAUCUUAUACAAUCAGCUUCCAUCCGACGAAGCGCAACCACCGCUUCUUCGUAAUCAUUCCCAAGAAAUUCGAGACAUUUUGAUACGUCAUAAUGUCCAGGACAAAAUCGGCAUCCAUCUCAUCCAUGGGCAUUUUGAAAUUCCGAGUGAUCAGGUAAUGCUAGGACAUUAUUUUGAGAGCCCCGCAGGCUGUUGGACAAAGCCUGUCCCUAUUGAAGAGGUUGACACUUCUAAUAUCCACGGUCAUAUUUUCAAGCUGUCUAAGGACGGAAAACUUGUGGCUUAUGAGUACCGGGAAGGCCUGCCGACCGAUGUUAGCGAAAUUGAUCCGUGUUUCUUUGAGGAAGUCUUCAAGUACCUCCUUGAUCAUGACCUGACGGACACAUUCGGGCUGCAAGCAUUACGUGGGCAGAAUUCGCCAAUGAUAGAGCUUGUGCUGGGAAAUGCUGGAACAGUGAUGCUUGAUGAGGCCCAUGCCCAAUAUGGAAAAGUCUACAGAACCACUGGAUGGUGCGUUGGUCAUGGACGCGAGAGUGAGGGCUUGGAAGAUGGUGAGAAGCACGCUCAGACUACGAAGGGUACUCACAGAGUCUUCGUUGACGAAAUUCCCCUCUCUACUAUCGGAGAUCUGAGACGCUUCCUCAAGAAAGAAGAAAUCAUCCUGUAG
Molecule: messenger RNA, 750 nt
Organism: Penicillium paradoxum
Lineage: Eukaryota; Fungi; Ascomycota; Eurotiomycetes; Eurotiales; Aspergillaceae
Exons: 2
Coding region: 1-750 (249 amino acids)
Source: RefSeq, a predicted model, not a curated record